Messenger RNA from Colletotrichum chrysophilum, 1173 nucleotides. RefSeq lists its product as uncharacterized. The record is from RefSeq and is a predicted model, not a curated record. NCBI's taxonomy places the organism in Eukaryota, Fungi, Ascomycota, Sordariomycetes, Glomerellales, Glomerellaceae. The coding region runs from base 1 to 1173 and encodes 390 amino acids. The transcript has a single exon.
AUGACCGCAUUCCUUGCCUUGCACAAGAUCACAAGAGAGGCACAGCUAGAACUCUACCACGACGACAUGAUCCACCUUGCCUUAGACCUCGGGUACGACAAGGAGGAGCACCCCGACGAAAAGCACUGGGUUCAAGGGGUCCUGAAGCGGAUGCAGAGCUCGAUGAAGUAUCGGCUAGAGAAGAUGAGAGAGGCCAAACACCUACGCAAACGAUUCAACGCAGACCACAAGCUCGAGGUGUGGGAAUGGUCACCCGAGCGUGUGAAGGCGUGCCUCGCUAACGCUCGUUUGGUGCUCAAGGGUCGGCAAGAAGACGCGGGCCAGGGAGAAGACGCGGGCCAGGAAGAGGACGCGGGUCAGGAAGAGGAUGGUGCUCAGGACGCCAUGGACCUCGACAGUAACCAAGGCGACGGCGCGGUGCAAGGGGGUGACGGUGACAGAGGCGACGCAGAUGCAGCUGAGAGCGAGCACGGUGUGAAAGUAGUCGCGAAGGUAGCCGUGAUCCAGACAUGGCCUGCAUUCCGAAAGCGUUCGCGUCGGUCCCCGAGUCGGGAUGCGCAGGUCGCCGCAGAAGCAAGGAGCGUGCCGAGCGCGCCCAGUGCGCCAAGCAUCAUCACCAUAUCGAGUGGCUCUGACACCUCCAAUGAGUCCAGCAAUCACGGCUUCCGUGGCCGUAGCGCCAACAAGAACGGUCAAGAUGCGGCGGCUCGAGAAGAUGCGGCUGCUCGACAGCAUGCCGCAGUAGGUGGCGGUGAUGGCCGGGGCGUCGGCGAUGGUGACAGCGACAGUGGCGACAGCAGCGACGGCGACAGCGAUGGCGACAGCGAUAGCAAUAACAGCAACGGCGACAGCGAUGGCGACAGCGAUAGCGAUGGCAGCAACAGUAGUGAUGUUGGUGGCGAUGCCAGGGCGCGCGUGGACGCAGCAACGCGCAUCCUUCAACUACGCCACCAGCUCAUCGACGCAGCGAUGGAAGGCCGCCUGCGCCGGCUAGGCCUCGGAGGCGACGAUGCCGGACGUGACGGAAUCAAUCCUAUGGCGGCGUACGAGCGGCAGGAACAGCGUUGGGAGGCAUUGGAGGAGGCCAUGAGAGAGCUUCCGCGGGACGACAUCUGGAGGGUGGGGGGAUCGUGGGAGUUGUUCGUCCGCGGCGCGGAGACCGAGAUUUUCUGA